AAGAAGAAGAAGAAGAAGCAUCCUGAACUGCCGGGUAGUUCAGUUGUCCGGGAAACCCGUCUUGUACCCUGUACCGGGCACUUCGUUUUAAAAACGUUUCUGUGGACGUUUCUUGUAUCAUCAGAUACAUGUCUGAACCGUGGAGCGUUUAGCUUAGCAAGACAGAUGACACGCUAGCCGGCCGCGAGCAUUUAGAUAUCAAGUAACUAACGUUAGCUUAAGCGGUCUUUAGCCGCGGUUAAAGCUUAUAGUUCGGUGGACGUUAGCUAAACUCCAACAUGACCCAACAAGCUGCUGCUCUGCAGACCUACAACAAUGAACUUGUCAAGUGUAUUGAGGACCUGUGCUCCAAACGGGAGGAGUUGAACCAUCAGAUCAAACAGGAGGACGAAGAGAAGGAACGACUGCAGCACGACAUCCGAAUCCUCUCAGAGAAGCUGAGCAGAGUCAACGAGAGCCUCGCACAAAGACUCGCCGCCCGCGCCACCUUUGACCGCACCAUCGCAGAGACAGAGGCUGCAUACACCAAGAUCUUGGAGAGCUCCCAGUCUCUUCUGAGCGUCCUGAAGCAGGAGGCAGGAAACCUGAGUAAAGCCACAGAGCCCCGGAGGAAAGAUCACUAAUGGCAAUAAAAGGUCAACAAACUCUCGUUUGGACCACAACAGCGAUACUUGACUCUGCACUUUUAACAGUUUAUACUCCACUCUGGACUCAUUGAAAUACAUUUAAUUGAUUUAUUGUACAUUCCUUAUUCUAAUAAAUGUGUUUCUUAUCACUCC
Molecule: messenger RNA, 779 nt
Organism: Cottoperca gobio
Lineage: Eukaryota; Metazoa; Chordata; Actinopteri; Perciformes; Bovichtidae
Gene: ssna1
Product: Sjogren syndrome nuclear autoantigen 1
Exons: 3
Coding region: 279-623 (114 amino acids)
Biological process (GO): axon extension
Cellular component (GO): axon; ciliary basal body; centrosome
Source: RefSeq, a predicted model, not a curated record